Molecule: messenger RNA, 952 nt
Organism: Meloidogyne enterolobii
Lineage: Eukaryota; Metazoa; Nematoda; Chromadorea; Rhabditida; Meloidogynidae
Source: the annotation of a GenBank genome assembly
UUCCCUCCCUCUUUAAAGCCUCCCUUCCUUUUCCCUUCAAGCUUCCCUUCACAACAGGUAUCUUCCGGCUUCCUCAGAAUGCCCUCACAGAAUGUCCUCCCUCCCUCCUUGAAGCCUCCCUUCCUCCUCCCUUCAAGCUUUACUUAUGGGUAUCUUCCGGCUUCCGGAGUAUGCCUCCGUAAACUUUUUUACUUCCGCGCUUUGUCUUGCGCUUCAUGUUCUGUUGCGCUUUUAUCACCUUUCCGUUUACCUCUCUGAAAUGGGGUAGAUCGUCUUCUGUGAUAGAACCCAUCCCUUGUGGAUAGGAUCUUCCCAAUAAUAAUCCAACACUUCUUUUUAUGUACAAUUUUCCUAGCUCUAAGAGUGUACAAAAAUAGAGGUCUGUUUAUUAUAACAAAAAAAUGAUUUUUAAAUUUUUAAUAGGAUUUAUCUGGACUAUUGAAAUGUGAUUUUAACAUAAAAUACCUAUGUUGACAGAUUUAUCAGAACCUAACAAAACGUUUAUUUAUUUUUGUUAAAAAAUAUUUUUUUAAUUUUAUAUAAACACUUUUUAAUCCUCUUGCAUAUUUUCUCUUUUCUCGACAGCUGUCACUUUACAUGUUAAGCCCCACGUGGUCAUAAUACAUAUUAUCCUCUUUUAAGUCUUUUUUUGAGAAUUUAGGCAUAAAAAUCAAAUCCUAGUUUUUGUUUUGAAAAAUUUUCUGAUUAAAGUUAAUCAGAAAAUUUUUUAAUUAUUUAAUAAAAUUAUCAAAAUCCGACCAUUUUUCGUAAUUAAUUUUAUUUUUUCUCAACCUCAUGCUCUCACCCGUCCUCAUAUUUCCCAAGAUCCUAGCCCUUUGAAUUUUUUACCUAAUUUUAACACAUUUAUUCCAAUAGAAAGGCUUUCCUUUGUAUUCUCUCGUUCUUUACCUUCACGACGCCUUUCUAUUGGAGAGUACCGUUCUUAUUAUUC